UGAAUGGGAAUCAUGAAUUCCUUUGCGUUGUAUACAGUCGGUUUCGCGCGUGCAGCGCCCAGGGGCCGCGGGACCUGUGGGCACGUGUUUCGAUCUAGAGUGGGCGGUGAAGGCAAGAAUCCAAUGAGGGAACAUUUGCUCACAAGGCGGGGUAAUGUGCUGCUGAGUCAGAUCACUAUGCUGCACAGUCGGUUUGCCUGGUGGUCGAUAUCUCUCUAUCAGAGUAACUCCAUGACAAUGAAAGAUAGUCGGUAGACAAGGCUGGAAGCACU
Molecule: messenger RNA, 272 nt
Organism: Aspergillus aculeatus ATCC 16872
Lineage: Eukaryota; Fungi; Ascomycota; Eurotiomycetes; Eurotiales; Aspergillaceae
Exons: 1
Coding region: 13-255 (80 amino acids)
Source: RefSeq, a predicted model, not a curated record